UUCUACCUGACGUCGACCGACUGCUCGCUGUACAACACACCGGUUGCGUGCGAGACAGUGGUGAAUGCAGAGUGCGCGUGGAACGCCACGACGGGUGCGUGUGGGUGGAGAGAGGGCACCUGUGAGGGUAUGUACGUGGACAGGAACGAAUGCCUCGGAGAUGACAGGUGCAACUGGGUGUACGACAAUGAGAAGUGCAUGAAUCCGAUUGGCUACAGCGCUGUCUACAACGGCAUUUUCGCUGGCGCAAUGAUUGUUGGCGCAUUGUUUGGAGCUGUCUCCGCAGGGCAUUUUAUUGCAAAGUUUGGCCACAAGGUGUCGUUCCUGGUCAGUGGCAUAGUUAGCGUUGUGUCGUCUGUGAUGUACCAUGUGGCCUCGGCUACAGAUCAAUUCUGGGUGCUGUGCACUGGCCGU
Trypanosoma grayi is the source of this 414-nucleotide messenger RNA. RefSeq names its product hexose transporter. Gene Ontology annotation, biological process: transmembrane transport. Gene Ontology annotation, cellular component: membrane. The record is from RefSeq and is a predicted model, not a curated record. NCBI's taxonomy places the organism in Eukaryota, Euglenozoa, Kinetoplastea, Trypanosomatida, Trypanosomatidae. Gene Ontology annotation, molecular function: transmembrane transporter activity. The annotation marks the transcript as partial. The transcript has a single exon.